Messenger RNA from Caretta caretta (loggerhead turtle), 6501 nucleotides. RefSeq names its product structural maintenance of chromosomes 6 (gene SMC6). Gene Ontology annotation, molecular function: damaged DNA binding; single-stranded DNA binding; ATP hydrolysis activity. Gene Ontology annotation, cellular component: Smc5-Smc6 complex; site of double-strand break; nucleus. Lineage: Eukaryota; Metazoa; Chordata; Testudines; Cheloniidae. The record is from RefSeq and is a predicted model, not a curated record. Gene Ontology annotation, biological process: double-strand break repair via homologous recombination.
GUGCGCACUCAGGCGCGGGGACCGGGUUCGCCCGCUUUCCCUUUCCGGCCGGUGGUCGCAGGCUUGCAGCCUAGCUGGGGGUGGGGGCAGGGCAGGGCAGGGCAGCGCGGGGUCGAACGCUGGGACUCGGAGCGGGUUUCAAAUCUAAACGGAUCCUAACGAUACCCGCUAUUCCUUCUCCGCAGCCCCGCCCUCCUGCCCGCGAGUACUUAUGGGUAAGAGAAAAGAGGAAAGCUUUUCAAAACCUGGAUUCCACAAAAGGCCAAGACAGGAAUACACAGAUGAAUCUAAUGAUGAGCUUGAUGAAGAAGAAUGUUCACAGUUUCAGUCUGACAGUAAUUCCAGUUCGCAGUCGACUUCAGGGGAAGUGGGGAUAAUUGAAAGCAUCCAAUUGAAGAACUUCAUGUGCCAUUCAAUGUUGGGGCCCUUUCAGUUUGGAUCCAAUGUAAACUUUGUGGUUGGAAACAAUGGAAGUGGGAAGAGUGCUGUAUUAACUGCUCUUAUUGUUGGGCUUGGGGGAAAAGCUACCACAACUAACAGAGGAUCCUCCUUGAAAGUAUUUGUGAAAGAUGGAGAGAAUUCUGCAGAUGUUUCAAUAACGUUAAGAAACCGAGGUAAAGAUGCAUUUAAACCAGAAGUAUAUGGCAGUUCUAUUAUUGUGAUUCAACACAUUAGCAUGGAUGGAAGUCGAAGUUAUAAACUGAAAAGCAAAACAGGGACGUUAAUUUCUUCUAAGAAAGAAGAACUUACUGCAAUAUUGGAUCACUUUAAUAUACAGGUAGAUAAUCCUGUGUCUGUUUUAACCCAAGAGAUGAGCAAGCACUUCUUACAGUCUAAAAAUGAAGGUGACAAAUACAAGUUCUUUAUGAAAGCAACCCAGCUGGAGCAGAUGAAAGCUGAUUAUUCAUACAUUAUGGAAACUAAGUCAAGAACUCAUGACCAGAUAGAACAAGGAGUAGGGCUUCUUCAAGACCUUAGGCAGCACUAUUUUGAGAAAGAGGAGCACUACAAAAGUAUUGCGUUCGUGAGCGAAAUGCAAACCAAUCUAGAGGCUUUGAAACAUAAAAUGGCCUGGGCAGUGGUGAAUGAAACUGAAAAAGAAAUGAAACCAAUCAAAGAUAGUAUUGAUAUUGAGGAAGGACGUACUGAAAAGUAUGAUCAGAAGUUAAACGAAUGGCAGGUCAAAGUAAAUGAAGCAGAAGAAAAGUACAAGGCCAUCCAAGAUAAGUUAGAGAAGAUAAGUGAAGAAGCACAAGCAUUGCAGCCUCAGUGUGUUUCUUUGAAAGCUGAUGUACAAGCAAAAAGAAAAGCAUACAACGAGGCUGAGGCACAUUAUAAUCGUUCGAGAACAGAAUUAAAACGACUAGAAAAAGAUGAUGAACAGCUAUGGAAACGAAUUGAAGAACUGAAAAAUAGUGCUGAUCAAGUUUCAGAGUCUGAAAAGCUGGAAACACAGAAAAAAAUAGCCCAGUUGAAAGAGCAGUUGAAGAUCGUCCAUGAUCAAGAGGUCAUGAUGGUUCAAGAUAUGGAUCAAUUUCAGCAGGCUGUCUACAAAUCCAAGGAAGAACAUGCUAGACUCAAGCGAGAAGAACUUGAUGUGAAACAAGCAUUGGAUUCCAAGCAAAGACAGCUGAAGGAGCUGACAGACAGUAAAACAAAUAGAUUGAAAAGAUUUGGACAACAUGUGCCAGUCCUUCUUGAAGCAAUUGAAGAUGCCUAUAGAAAAGGACAUUUUAAACACAAACCUAUUGGACCUCUAGGUGCUUUCAUUAGUCUCAAAGAUGCUGAACUUACUUUGGCUGUUGAAACUUGUUUAAAAAGCCUACUGCAGGCAUUUUGUUGUGAUAAUCAUCAUGAUGAGAGAACACUUCAGACACUGAUGUCAAAGUUUUAUCCAUCUGGAUAUCGGCCCCAAAUAAUUGUCAGUAGGUUUCGAAAUGAAGUUUAUGAUGUCAGACCUAGGGCCGUUCACCAUCCAGAAUUCCCAUCAGUCCUUACAGCUUUAGAAAUAGAUAAUGCAGUUGUUGCUAAUUGUUUGAUUGACAUGAGGGGUAUAGAAACAAUCCUGCUAAUUAAGAGUAACCCAGAGGCUCGUGCGGUAAUGCAGAGAAAGAGGCCUCCAAAAAACUGUAGAGAAGCUUUUACUGCGGAGGGUGAUCAAGUGUUUGAGAGACGUUAUUAUUCAUCUGAUAAUACCAGGCCAAAAUUCCUAAGUAAAGACGUGGAAGCAGAAAUAAGUCACUUGCAGAAAGAAGUUGAAAACAAAAUGGCACAGUUGUCAACAUCUCAACAUCGUUUACGUUCCACUGAAAAUGAGACGAGAGAAAAUGAAGAUUAUCUUAAUCAUCGUCGUAGACAACAAAAAGAAUUACAGAUGAAAAUAAGAAGAAUAAACAUAGAAAUAGCAGAUCUUGAGAACGUAGAAGAACAACAAUCAGUAGACAUCUCUACAUUAGAAGAUGAAGCUCAUGAAAACAAGCAUAAGAUGGAAUCCGUUAAGUGGGAUAUGGAACAGCAAAGGGGAAAAAUGGAGGAAUUGAAAAAUAUUCUACGAGUGGCUGAACAUAAACUUGAAGAAAUUAAAGAAAAACUUCACCAAGUAGAAGAAAUAGCCAGUCCAGUCAAGGAUGAAUUAAACCAAGCUGACUUAGAAGUGGAAAAGAGUAAACACCACUGGCAGCACUACGAAGAAAAACAGAAAGAGCAUUUGGCAUCCAUAAAAAAACUUAAAGGAGAACUAGCUGCUAAAGAAAAAGAAUUAAAGGAAAAGAUUGCACAGGCCACACAAAUCUGCCCGCAACGGAUAGAAGUCAACAGAACUGUCAAGAGUCUUGACACAGAAAUGAAUCGCUUAAGAGACAAGAUCAAUUCAGAAAGAGAUCAUCAUGGAAACAGAGAAGAAAUAAUAAAGCAGCUUCUUGACGCAAAGGACAAAUAUCAGGAUGCAGAAGGUAAAGUGAAGAAUUUGAAGAAGUUUAUUAAAUUGUUGGAUCAAAUAAUGACACAGAGAUACAAAAUGUAUCAACAGUUCAGAAGGUGCCUUACUUUACGAUGCAAGUUCUAUUUUGACUUCUUAUUAUGUCAGCGAUCUUACUCUGGAAAAAUGAGUUUUGACCACAAGAAUGAAACACUUUCAAUAACAGUCCAGCCUGGAGAUAUAAACAAGGCUGCUCUAAAUGACAUGAGAUCUCUAUCAGGAGGUGAACGUUCUUUUUCAACAGUUUGUUUCAUUCUUUCUCUAUGGUCCAUUGCUGAAUCUCCUUUCAGAUGCUUGGAUGAAUUUGAUGUCUUCAUGGACAUGGUUAAUAGAAGAAUUGCAAUGGACAUGAUGCUCAAGAUGGCAGAUUCUCAACGUCAUCGACAAUUCAUUUUGCUCACCCCACAGAGCAUGAGUUCCCUACCUACAAGUGGCCUUAUUCGGAUCCUCCGAAUGCAAGAUCCUGAAAGAGGACAAACAACGCUGAAUUUUCAACGUAGACAUCAAGAAGAGGAAGAAGACUAAAAUUAAUAAAUACUUUGACACAUUAAUAUGCUAUCCCUAAUGUUCAGGUUUUUAUAGUAUAAAUGUAUAUAAUUUAUAUGUCUGUAAGAUUACUAAGGGCUUGUUUACACACAUGGUGCAGCAGUGUGCACUAUGGGGGUAGGAUUUCUAAAGCAUACCAGCGUGUUGCACACUAAUUGGUCUGUGUAUACCCUGCUGGUACACAUUAAAAUUUCCCUAACGUAAUUCACUCCACAGCCUGUAUAGACAAACCCAUACUUGCUUCUUAUUGCAGGUUAAGAGAAUUCAGUUGAAGGAUAUUUCUAGGACAGGAGACAACUCCUUUAUAUUUAUAGAGAAAUAGUUUGUGUAAUGAAAAUGUAAAUGAAGUGUGUAAUUUUAGUAAAACUAGAAUUUAGUUUAAAAAAAAAUCAGUUUGGUUCACUGGAAAAAAUUAAAUGAAAAUGUUCAUUUUGAUUAACUUUUUUUUAAACUGCCAACUGCUGGAGAUUAAAACAUAAAAUAUACUCUUUUGGUUUUUCUGAAAAAUUGAAAUAUAUUUUUUGUAAUUAUGCUGGAGAAAAAUCAUUUAAAAACCUUUAAAAACUGAUAUAAGUAGUAAUGUUUUAAAAAUAAAAAGUGUCCAAGUACACUUAAAUUCUGCUAAGUUUAUAUUGUUCAGCACUGCUCAAGAAGGUUUUAAAAUGUGACGUAAAAUAUACUAAAUUUUCAAGACUGGAUUUUGCUGUUCAGUCUAUCCAGGACAGGAUCAUUUUGCUAUCAGGCAGUAUCUGAGAUUUGUUUUGAGUAUAUUAACUGUGUUUACAUAUUUAGCUGUGGAAAUAUCACCUGCAGUAUUUUGCCUUGAUAUAUUUAAGAACAGAACCACUUAUAAAUGAAAGUGUAACAAAACAAUAGGUUCUUCUUUGAGUGCUUGUUCAUGUCAGUUCCAGUCAGGUGUGCACGUACAAGUGCACAGCAGCCGGAAUAUUUUUCCCCAGCGGUAUCCAUCGAGUCGGUUCGGGCACCCCCUAGAAUGGUGCCAUCCUGGCGCUCAAUAUAGAGCCCUACCGACCGGCAACCCCCUCAGUUCCUUCUUACUGCCAGUGACAGUUAGCUGGAACUUCCCCUUGCUGUUGUCGUGACAAGUGCAUUUGGCAGUCUGUAUAUAGUUCUCAUUAGUUCUGUAGUUAGUGUUAAGUAGUUAGUAGGUACUUUACUUAGUUCUUAAGUUUCCUUUGGAGGGGUUUCCCCUCCAGUGCUAUCCCAGUGCUAGGGAUGCCGCGGUCUCCUAGGGAUGCUGCGGUCUCCUGCCCAGAAGCAAUCCUCACACUUCAUGUUUGAAGUGUUUGGGGGGAGAGCCAUCAAAAGGAUCGCUGCAGGAACUGCAGAGGGUUUUGCCCCAGGACACUGAAAGAGAGAGUUCAGCACCUGAAGAUCCUACAAAUGGAAGCGGCACUCCGGCCCUAGUCCAACCCUGUGUCGGCAGACUUGGUACCAAGUAUCUCCUCCUCGGUAUGCAGUGCCCCGGCACUGUCGGCAUGGGGAUCAGUGCAGAGUAAAGACAAGGAUUCUUGUCACCAUCAUGGCUCCACUCGCGGAUCACAUGCCGCAGGCAGGCACUGGUCUCAAUUACUGGUUCUGCAGAAGAAAAGGAGGAUGGAGAGGGCAUUACUAAUCAACGCGAGCGCCAGGGCUACCAAGGCCCCUCCCCAAAGAAUCAGGAGGUGAAACGACUCGACUUUUUGGUAGAAAGGUCUACUCCACUGGCGCUUGCAGCUCCGUGUUUCUAAUCAGCAGGCCAUUGUCAGCAGGUACUGCUACAGUACAUGUGGGGGAAUGGCAAAGUUCACAGAGCUGCUGCUGCAAGACUCCUGUGCUGAAUUCUCAGCCCUGGUGGAGAAGAGCAAGCUCAUUUCCCGAGCUUCAUUGCAGGCCACUCUGGAUGGGGCUGAUGUGGCCACUUGGGUUAUGUCUACCAGGAUUGCCAGAAAAGAGGACUCCUGGCUCCAGGUAUCAGGUCUGCCAUAGGAAGUCCAGCAGACCAUUCAGGAUCUCCCCUUUGAGGGUGUGACUCUAUUUUCCAAAAAGAUGGAUAAAAGGCUACAUAGCCUAAAAGACUUGAAAGCCACCUUCAAAUCGCUGGGCCUCCACAUCCAUGCCACUCAGCGGAGGCAUUUUAGGCUGCAACCUCCUCCACUGUUCUACCAACGGAGGACGGCUCAUAGAGAAGAAACAGGAGCAGCAUGAAGAGGCUGCAGCUGUCCUCAGGCCAGGGCUCUGGCCCAUCCAAACCAGAAGCAGGCCUUUUGAAGGUGCGAACGAGGAUGAUGCAACAGAACUUGGACUGAAUCCAACUCACCUUACCUUUUUUGUCCUGACUAUCUCCUUUCUACCCUGUGUGGGCCUGAAUCAAUUGGACAUCUGGGUGCUCCGUAUGGUAGAGAGGGGAUACUCCCUCCAGUUCUCUGCACUCCCGCCCUUCCACCCUCUUUCCCCAUCCCUCUUCAGGGACCCUUUUCAUGAGCAACUCCUCAUAAAGGAGGUACACUCGCUCCUAUCACUAGGAGCAGUGGAAGAGCUUCCUCAUGAGCUGAAGGCCAAGGGUUUCUAUUCCUGGUAUUUCCUAAUACCAUAAGCCAAAGGCGGGCUCAGGCCCAUCCUAGACCUGUGUCAUAAUCAUACAGCUAAGGGUAGCCUUGAAUUCCUCCUUACCUGUAAGGGGUUAAGAAGCUCAAAUAAUCUGGUUGGCACCUGACCAAAAGGACCAAUGGGGAAGAAGAUACUUUCAAAUCUGGGGACGGGGGGAAGGCUUGCUUUGUGUUCUUUGUUUGUGUGUUCUCUGGGGAAGCAGAGAAGCAUCAGUUCAGAAAACUCCUUCUAAAAUCAUCCUAAAAUGAGUCUCAAUAUUGCAAAAAGAGUAAUUAAAUAAGGCAACUCGUGUUAAAUUCUUUUGUUUUUAGCUUGUGAAUUUUCCCUGUGCUAAGGGGGAGGUUCAUCCCUGUUGUUUUUUUUUUUUU